Colletotrichum gloeosporioides is the source of this 891-nucleotide messenger RNA. Its product is annotated as Retinol dehydrogenase 14. NCBI's taxonomy places the organism in Eukaryota, Fungi, Ascomycota, Sordariomycetes, Glomerellales, Glomerellaceae. The transcript is spliced from 2 exons. The record is from RefSeq and is a predicted model, not a curated record. The coding region runs from base 1 to 891 and encodes 296 amino acids.
AUGGGCUUUCUCUACUCCCAGCUCUUUAUCGAACCGAAAUAUCCAACAGACCUCUUUACAGAACAAGUCAUAAUCGUGACUGGCUCCAAUGUUGGCCUCGGGUUUGAAGCGGCUCGACACUUUGUCCGCCUCAAUGCCGCCCGCGUGAUUAUCGCCGUGAGGAACGUGGAGGCCGGACACAAAGCCAAGGAAACGAUCGAGCAGUCGACGGGUCGACAGGGUGUAUGCGAGGUAUGGGAGGUAGACCUGGCCUCUUACGACUCAGUACGGGCAUUUUCAGCACGAGCUUCGCAGCUUCCCCGUCUGGAUCUGUUGAUGGCAAAUGCGGGCAUUGCGACAACGCGCUUCACUGCAGCAGAGGGUCACGAACGCAGCAUCACCGUCAAUGUCAUCAGCACUUUUCUACUGGCGUUUCUGCUGGGCCCCGAAGUCCACGCCUGGACCGACUUGCCGGAAUGGAAAACGGAAAAUACGUUCAAAACUCUGGAUGGCGAGACGACAGCGGACAUGAACAUGCGAUACCCAGCCACGAAGCUUCUGCAAAUUCUGGUGACUCGCGAGCUGGCUGCGAGGUUGGAAGGCUCAGGCGUUGUGGUCAACAUGCUGCAACCUGGGAUGUGUCACUCAGAAUUGACUCGCGAGGACGGAUGGACGACAAGUAUGCUGAAGUUGGUGCUGGCUCGGUCUACUGAGGUGGGCAGUCGGACGCUUGUUGCAGCAGCGUCAACGGGGAUUGAGAGCCACGGAAUCUACAUGAGGGACGGCGAGAUUGACAACGAGGCGUUGUCGCCGUUUGUGAGGAGCGGUGAUGGAGCGACAGCACAGGAGAAGGUGUGGGAGGAGUUGAGUCGCAUCCUCGAGGAUAUUUCUCCGGGCGCAACAGCGUUCUGA